Lactuca saligna is the source of this 351-nucleotide messenger RNA. NCBI's taxonomy places the organism in Eukaryota, Viridiplantae, Streptophyta, Magnoliopsida, Asterales, Asteraceae. The record is from the annotation of a GenBank genome assembly.
AUGCUUGAAAAUGAACCAGAAGGGAACCCAGAGGAAGCACACAACGUCCGACCUGACGAAUACGUGAUGGUUGAUCUCGAUUAUGAUGAGUUGGACCAGGAGCCAGAUGAAGAAAAGGGCAUAGAAGAGGCGUGUAGUGAACCUCACCAGUUGGAAGCCCCGUCAAAUUUCUGCAUGUUUCAAGGGGUAGAUACAGACUACUUACGCGCCCUCGAGGAGGCAGUUAUCAGCCUGAAACUUCAACUCAUCAUGGCCAAGGCGAGGGUUGUACAAGCCGAGCGAAAAGUAAAGGAAAUCAUCCAACAGGCUGAUGAACUGGCUGAACCUCUGGUGUGUCACCUCGAUGAUUGA